AUGGGUGCGUUUAGGGUUUCGAGCUCUGCUUGUGCUUCCGUUAACAUCCUGACUGCUCCGCGUCAUCCUCGUUUAGCAGCCAAAUCUCCCUCCCUUUCCGCCCGCCUUCCCCUCCGCCACCCUCUCGUCCUCUCCUUCCUCCUCCUCCUCCUCUUCCGCUUCCCCCCCGCGCGCGCGCAAGUCCUCCCCUCAACCUUCCGCGUGCUCUCCUUCGUCGACACCUUCUGCGCCUCCCCGCUCGUUCCGCCCGACCGCCGCGAGGAUGACCCCGUUAUGGGGCCGCUUCCGGGGGGCACGGGCGCGGGGGCCACGGGCGCGGGGGGGACCGGCGCGGGGGGAACUGGCGCGGGAGGUGCGGAGAACACUGGAGCAGGGGGAGUUGGACCGAACUGCACCGUGUCGGUCUCCACAGGGCUGUUACCGUCACGUGCUGAUGCGAACAACAGCGACAGUUACAACAGCUCGCAGUGGCGACUCACAUACGUUCUCGCAGUGGGUGUGGUCCCUACCGAUUUCGACUGGCCCGACCAGACUGUACAGUCUAUACGCGUUAACGGCCGUGAAAUGCUCACAGCAGGGCCGUGCAGGCCCGUGGGUCGGUGCGGGGGCACCCGCCCGUUCGCGUGUUACAUGGGCGACGUGUCGUGGGCUCUGCCUGCCGCCAGUCGCAACCCAGCAAGCAAUAACAGCAGCACUGCUGGUAACCCUAUCGUCAACGCAACCCCGACCGUUACAGUAACAGCGUCCGCGGAGGUAGCACAGCCGUGCCGCCUCUGCGGGGGCUUCCAGCAGUUACCCUGUCAGGUGUUACAGGCAGCGGUUCGCCUCACGGCCGUGCUCGUCCCAGACGCGCUGAAGCAGCCGCAGCCAGGUCAGCCGCUACAGGAGCAGCCUCCCUCUGGCGCCGCCACAGCUGUUGGCUCGGCCACGGCAUUUGAUUCGUCUACAACUGUAGGCUCGGCUACAGCCACAGGUUCGGGUGCAGCCGCAGGUUCGGGUGCAGCCGCAGCUUCGGGUGCAGGGGCAGGAAUGGGAGAGGCGAGUGGAGCAGCUGCGAUACCAAGAGCCAGCAGCAGCAGCAGCGAUGCUGGUGGUAGCGUUGGCAGUGGUGCUGGUGACAGUGUUGGGGGCGGAGGUGGUACGGCGCUUGUUGCACUGCAAGCGCGUUUGUCCGCGUCACCCGCGUCGUCUGUAGCAUCUGUCGCGCCUCCAGCCUCUGUAGCGUCCGCGCCCGCAGUUGCAGUGUCGUUUGUGCGGGGGCCAGGGGGGGUGUCGAAGGUGGGGCGCGCGCGGUUCUCGUGGCAGGUGCUGGAGACGAGAGACGCGCUCUCACCUGCGCGCUGUGACGCCUCCACCUUCCUCUGCAAGGUGCGUCCUCCCAUGCUCUCACCCCAGCUCUUCCCCAUCCUCUCUUCCCUCACUUGCCCAUGCCUCCCCGCCUCCUCCUGUUCCCACCAGUCCUCAUUCGCUUCAUCGUUGUGCAACGUCCAAGGGUUCAAUGCGCCUCUGCAGGCGUCCUCCCCUACACGCCCCUCAUCACAUGCUUCUUUCCCCCUCUUACCUCCCUCUCUCACCUCCCCCUCUCACCUCCCCGUCUCACCUCCCCUUCUUACCUCCCUCCCUCACCUCCCUCUCUCACCCCAUUCUCCUGUCUCCCUCUCCCACCUCUUCUCUCACCUCACCCACCCACCUCACUUCCACCCUCCUCAUCUCCUCUCACCCCGCCAUCCCCUUCCCUCCCCGACCCCCCCACACUUCCCCUGUCCGCGGGGGUGGUUCACAGCGUGCGGCCUCUCGGACGGGCGGCACCUCUUCACAGUCACGGCGCUCAAGGGCGCUUCAGGGGUCACUGGCACCCGCCUGCCUGCACAUGUGGAAAACACUCAACCCCUUUAUCCCGCAGGCCCGACCCCCUUGGCUGGCCCCACAACCGGACUCGCUUCCCAGCUUCCCCGGCCCUCGCGGGUGCUUCACAGUGGGCAGCCUCAUACAGUCACAGCGCUCAAGGGCGCCCCAGGGCUAGACGCGCUUCCCAGCUUCCCGUGCCCGCGGGGGUGGUUCACAGCGCGCGGGCUGACGGACGGGCGGCACCGCUUCACAGUGAUGGCGCUCAAGGGCGCCCCCGGGGUCACUGGCAGCCGCCUGCAGGCCGCUGCUGCUGCUGUUGGCAUGGACGGCGCAGAGGGGGGAGGCGGGGUGGGGGGAGGGAGAGGAGGGGGAGGGGCGCAGGUGGAGGCUCAGGCGCAGGCCACAUAUGAAUGGGUCGUUGACGCAGCCAGUCCAGUGCCAACGCUGACAGUGGACCCGCCACAAGCAAGGGAGGGCGCGGUGCAGAUCAGCAUAGCCUUCGACAAGCCGUGCCCGGGCCUGCAGUGCAACUCCACUGCCUGCGAUGUGGAGGCAUCACCGCAGGGCAUAGUGAGCAUGGACCCCUCGUUGUUCCUGGCAUCAGAUGACGGGAGCCGAUACUCCGUCACUGCCACCCUGCCACCCGCCACCACCAGUAGUAGUAGCAGCAAUACCGGAGGCAGUGCUAACGACUCUACCGACAGCAGCAAUUCUACCAGCAAUGGCGACAGCAGCAGCAGCAGUAGCAGUGCGAGUGGCGCUGCUGUGACUGUGGCUUUAAGACCGGGCAGCUGUGCUGACUCUAGUGGGAGGGCAUGGAGGGCAGGGUUUGACUCGUAUGCUGUUAUUAGGAUAGACCGCGCCCCUCUGGAAGCCACUCUCUCGUGCGACACGCCCUUCGCGGUGGUGAAGUUCUUCACGCAGCUCAGAGCCACGCCACGGGUCAGCCAGUCGCCCGUGACGUGCCGGGUGCUCUUCUCCAAGCCCGUCUCUUCCCUCUCCUCCGCAUCCCUCGCUGUCGUCAACGCCACCACCAGCGACCCCCAGCCUGUCACUGACCUUGAGUACCAAUUCCAGGUGUGGCCGACGGGCGAGGGGUCAGUGGUGGUGGACAUACGGCAUGACAACGUCACUGAUGCUGCCGGCAACACGUGCCACCCCACACAGCCCUUCUUCUUCUUCUUUGACACCACGGCACCGUCAGUGCAGCUGAGUGUGAGUGAGAGCAGCGCCACCACGGACUGGGUCUACCCCAUCCUCGUCGCCUUCUCAGAGCCCGUGCUGGGCUUUAACACCUCCUCCAUCCAGCUCUCCAAUGGAGUCAUUACAUGCUGGACAGGGGUUGACAGGGGUUUGGGGCGGUACUACGAGGUGACGGUGGCGGCAGUGAGCGAUGGCGAUGUGACAAUAGUGGUGCCGGCAGCAACUGUGGUGGACAUUGCAGGCAACCCCAACUCGCCCUCCAACACCCUCUCCCUCGCUCACUACGCGCCAGGAGAUGCGGGCACGAUAACAGCGUGGGUGGUGACGGCAGUGGUGGGGUGGACGGCGCUGUCCACAGCAGCGGUGUCGCUGGCGGUGACCAUCAAGGAGUCCGACCCCACGUCCUCGCCGGGCAUCCGCAUCGUCUCCAACCGCCCCUUCCGUGCCGUCAGCACGCCCGUCGUGGGCGCGGAUCCCUCUCGAAACGUUCUCCGCAUGGCUCUGCACCUGCAAGUGUUCGCCUUGACGCAGCACCUGGCAGUGCGCGUGCUGCCGCUGUUCUACCGCCAGCUCACAGGCGGGCUGCGCUGGACCUACUUCUACAUCCCUGCGCCCUUCAAGGGCUCCUUUGAUGGCUGGAAGGGCGUCUACUCCUCUCCCUCUGACGCCCCCGGCCAGGACAGCAGCACCCCCCCGCCCUCCUGUGCUCCGCACUACCUCGCCACCAAGGCAGACAGCUCUGCCUCCGCCUCCUCCUCCAACCCCUCUGCCUCGCCACAAUCCAAGCUCUCUUUCUGGUCUAAGUUCUUCUCCCCACCACCAGCAGCAGUGGGCAACACAGCAGCUGACAGCACAGCAACACACGCCUCCCUCAACCCGCGCAACCUCCGCCGUGUUCUCUCCUCCUCCUUCCACUUCCUCCUCUCCUCUCUCUCCUCUCUCUCCUCUCCCCCGUCCUCACAUUCCCACCGUGUACCCUACUCUCACACAAUCCACUCCCCUCGCUCUCUCCCCGACCGCUUCAAUACUGCCGACUCCUUGCCGCCCCAUGCCCAUGCCCAUGCCCAUGCGCAUGCCCACGCGCAUGUGCAAGCACGGCAACUAACCAAGUCACAUGUGCACAUGCAGCAUGCCAUGUCGCAUCCAAGCCUGACGCACGGUCGCAGUUUGGGGUCGUCUCGAGCCCUCCCCUUCCACCCCAUCCCCUUCUCGCCCCCACCCACCUUCCACCUACGAGGCCUGCCCUUGACCGCCCCCUCUCUCCCCUCCUCCUUCCCCUCCUCCCUUCACUCCGCCUUCCCAUAUACUCUCCUCCCAUCGUCCCUAUCGUCUCGUGCGCCCUCCCACUAUCAUCGCAUGCUUCAAGAAACUACCGCCAGCACCACCAGCAACAGCAGCGCAAGCGGUUACAGUGGCUUCAAUGCGACUGCUCUUAUAGCCCUGGCAGUUGCAGGGGGUGGGACAGGGGGAGACGCAGCAGCAGCAAUAGCAGCAGCGAGGGGGUUCGACCCCACGUUGCUGCCGCGGCUGAGCGAGGAGGAGUAUGAGUACAUGCAGGCGUGGGGCGAUGCUUACUACUCGCACUUCCCCAACCUCUUCUACUCCUACCAUGGCUUUGAGCAGUUCUGCACGGUGCUGUUCUGGUUUGCGCUCUUCUUCUUCGCCCUCUCGCUGCUGCAGCUGCUCUUCCAGUGGGCGUGGCAGCACUGGCGCUACCAGUGGCUGUACGGCCUGCUCGACCCGCCGCGCCUGCAGUUCCUCCUGCUCGCGCUCUCCCUGGCGGGCAUCUCCUGGGGCUGCACGCUGCUCAUCAGGGGCAGCAUGGAGCCGGGCGGCACAGCAGCAGGGCUGGCAACGGGGGUGAUCGUGCUGUGCCUCUGGCCCGUGCUGUUUCUCAUCUUCUCCUUCUCAGUCGUCUGGUACAUCGUUGUUCAGGAGCAAUUCGCGCGCUUCUUCGUGCGCGAGAUGACGGAGCCGCGCAACGAGGCGUGCAUCGCGUCCUUCGCGCGCGCCUUCUGGGCCGCGCUGCGCCAGAAGCGACUCAAAGGCCACUGGGUCACCAUCACGCCCUCCCAGAAGCACAUCCUUCCGAGAUUCGGAAUAUUCUUUGAAGACUUCACAGUGUGGGGAUCUGUGGGCGCCUGGGGGGUGCUCAAAGACCGGCUGAGGGCUGCCUAUGGCACUCUGGACUUUCUUAAAAUGGUGCUGGUGGGAGCGCUGGUGGGAGCAUGGAGCCCGGCAGGCAAUGCUGUGGCGCAGCAGGCAUGCCUGCUCACCCUCGCACUGCUGCACCUGCUCUUCCUGCUCUUCCUUCAGCCGUUCACGGAGAGAGGCCUACAGGUGGUGGAGGCGGUGAGCUCGGGCGCGGAGGUGGUGCUGUUUGCAUGUGCGCUGGCCAUGGCCAUCGACUGGGACAUGCCUUCCAGCUUCGCUGGCACUCUCGGGCUCGUCAUGGCGCUCGCGGUCGGCCUCGCCUUCAUCGGCCAGCUCUUCAACCACUGGGUGGCACUAGGGCAACAAAUCAACCGCAUGCUCAACCCACCUGACGACGAGAGAAGCCCGUCUCACCGAUCGGACGGGGACGAUUUCUCGGAUAACGACGACGAUGACCUGGACGACGACGACGAUGACGAGGAUUUCGAUGACGAGGACGACGGGAACGGUGACGAGGACGAGGAUGAUGAUGACGACGAUGAUUACGAUGAUGAGGAGGAUGAUGACGAGGGGGAUACAAGCAUGGAUGAAGCGGAAAGAAUACGGCAGCAGCAACAACAGCAACAGCAGCAGUAG
Molecule: messenger RNA, 5841 nt
Organism: Closterium sp. Naga37s-1
Lineage: Eukaryota; Viridiplantae; Streptophyta; Zygnematophyceae; Desmidiales; Closteriaceae
Source: the annotation of a GenBank genome assembly